This is a messenger RNA of Mugil cephalus (flathead mullet), 6785 nucleotides long. RefSeq names its product transmembrane protein 255B. The record is from RefSeq and is a predicted model, not a curated record. The coding region runs from base 213 to 1289 and encodes 358 amino acids. NCBI's taxonomy places the organism in Eukaryota, Metazoa, Chordata, Actinopteri, Mugiliformes, Mugilidae. The transcript is spliced from 9 exons.
UGGUCACAGUUUACUGGAAGUCGUCGCUCUCGCUCAUCAACCCAACGUGUGGAUUAUAAAGACGAAAGAAUUCUCUCCGGACUCACAGGAGGAUGAGGACUCUGUUUUGAAUCAACAGGAACAGAAGCUGCCUCCGUUUAAACGUCGGCUCAUCUGCCCGGUCUGAGCUUUUUUUUUUUAUUUUUAUUUCAGAGCCAUUUUACUUUUACAACAUGCAGCAGCCUGAGACCCCACGCACAGCUCGGCAGCCGGCCACAGAAAUAGUGGAUCCAGCAGCUCAGUACAAGCGUCGAGGGAAAACAGCCCUGUGGGUGACGGUGUCCCUGCUGGCAAUGGCUCUGGUGGUUCUGACCGUGGGUCUGAUCUCGGCCACUCGCACCGACAACGUGCCCGUCGCAGGAUAUUACGCCGGCAUCACCCUCAGCUUUGGAGCAUUUCUGGGCAUCGUCGGCAUCCACCUGGUGGAAAACCGCCGGCCCAUGCUCGUUGCAGCAAUAAUCUUCAUCAGUAUCGGAGUCAUCGCCUCUUUCUUCUGUGCCAUCGUGGAUGGGAUCAUCGCUUCAGAGUUCAUUGACAUACGGCCCUUGGAGGAGGACAUGUGUGACUUUUACUCCAGUGGUGCAGGCUACUCCUAUGACAGCUACUACACCGAGGUAACGUGCCGCUCAUUCGACAAGGCCUGCAAGCUGAAGCUGAGGAGCAACACCUGCUACUGCUGCUACCUGUACAACUGUGAGAGCACAGAGUACCACACCCAGUACUACGAGUUCACCGGGGUCAACAGCUGCUGGGACGUGAUCCACCUGCACCGUCUGCUCUGGGCCUCGGUGGUGCUCAACGUGGUCUGUUUGUUCCUGGGCAUCAUCACGGCCGCCAUGCUGGGAGCGUUCAAGGACAUGCAGAAGCCGACUCCUCAGAUGGCUCCCAGCCCGGCGCCACCGCCUCACAUCCUCUACAACCCGACCCAGCACAUGCUCACCUACCCCGGCUUCUGUCCUUCGGGGCAGACGCUGCCCGCCUACCCCAACUACCCCCCCAUCCCCAUGCAGCACAACAGCAACUACCAGGCACCUGCUACCCCCCAGAUGAUCCCCGAAGGAGGCCCGGCCUCCAGCUCUUGCCCGUCCGAGGAGACCCAGAACCAGCAGCCCCCCCAGGUCCCGACCCAGCCUCAGAACCAGGGAGCCGGGAACCAGGACCCAGGAGGCUACAUGCUGACCCCCAACGCCCCCGUCCUCUACGCCUCUUCCUACGGCCCCUUUGAGAAACCUCCGCCUUACGCCUGUUGAGGCCCCUCGGAGGAGGAGGAGGAGGAUGAGGAUGAUGUUUUCCACCUGGUCCGACAGUAGCACAAGACAUUUCGUAGGUUGACCUCGCAGAAAGAAAAAACCACUAAAUGAGAGCGUCACAAACCUGCUGAUUAACGUUGAUCUGAACAGACGCAUAUUUAUAGAUUUAAGUCGUGUGAUUGUGUAGACGUGAGUAAGCUGUUCCCUGCGUAUUUAUUUAUUUAUUUAUUUAAAGGAAUAUGCUUAUUCACUUCCUUUAUCGAGAUGUUGCUACAGCCGGCAGCUGGUUAGCUUAGCUUAGCAUAAAGACUGGAAGCAGGGGAAACAAAUCGGGACAAGAUUAAAAAAAAAACUGAAGUGAAUAAGCACAUUUUACCCUAAAAUGUCACACUCUUCCUUUAAACCUAAAGCUGGCCUUUGGAUGCGGGCGUAUUCCCUACACACACACACACACAUAUAUAUAUAUAAAUUGUAUAGUAAGUGUAUUGUUGUACACUUGACCGUCUAGUAGUUACCUACCCUCCCUUUACCAACACUUUUUAUCUAUCUUUUAGCAAUUUAAACCCCCAAAAAUGAUUAAAAUUAUAUAUAUAUAUGAAAAAAUCUCAAGUUUAUGUGUCAGAUACUUUAUGUUUGUUUGUUGACUGUCUAAAUAGCUCUUUAAAUAAAAACAAAACCCACCUUUCCUACAAAUACAUCCAGAAAAUCAAUCUCAAGAUUGAUCUUAAAUUGGAAAAAGAAAUGUUUAUACGUCUUUAUAUCAUUUCUGUGUUUAUAUUCUUGUUAUCUAUAAUGAAAAAUAUUACAACUGUUAUCAAGAAUAAUAAAGUAUGUCAGGGCUCGUAUCCAUGUCCCCGUUAAAUAGGGAAAAGUCACUAAAUAUCAAACAAAUAAAUAUGUAAAUCAUAUAUUUAGAGACAUUAAAUGGAGUCAAAUCGACCCCGAACAUAACAGGAGGUUAAAUCCUUUCAGACGGGAUUAUUUACAGGAUUUGUUGCAUCGUCUCACUACACUCUCCGCUGUACGUGCAAUUAAAAGGGCUUUUUCUCUAAAUGUGAAGUGGAGAGUAAAUGGCACUGAUGUUGUUGUUGUUGUUGUUGUCAAUUGAUUUGUGUGGAUUAUUUAAUGUGCACUUUACAGUCAAUGUGUGUGUUAUUGAUGAUGCAUGUAAACUGCUGUAGGGGAGGGUUUGUGUAGCUGCUGCUGCUGCUGCUGCUGCUGCUGUUGUGUAAUAAUGUUCAACUAGCACCUGUAAGAAGUUCAUACAUUACAUUCAUGCGUGUGGAGUAAGGGCUUUUACAAACAAACAAACAAUUUAAAGGAAGAAUUCAAUAUUUUGGAAGCUUCAGUAGCUUCAGCAGCCUCUUAGCUUAGCAUAAAAAUGUAAAAAUCUGUUGACCUUUAAAACUCAGAAACGCAUCACAUCCAUACAAAAAACUUACAGUUUUAUAUUUUACAGACGAAGCCAGAGAAAAGAGAGCAAACACAUUUCCUGAACAUGUUAAACUUUUCCUUUAAAGGGCAUUUAAAGGCAUCACAAGUUCGACUCCUACGACUGAUACCGACCGGAUCGUUUCAUAUUAAAAGUGAGGCUGUGUAUAUUUUUGAAAAAAAAAAUUAAAAAAAAAGGACAUAAUCGUGUUUAAAUCAUCAGCAAUAAACUCAGUACACUCUGCUCCGGUCUGUCUCUGCCUGGUGUUUAGUUUAUGUGCAGUACUUUACAUCUCUGUAUUAACACACACUGGUUCAGUGACCUGUGUUUAUUGAGGCAACAGCAGCCAAAGUUAAACAGACUUUCUUUAAACUAAACUGUUUCCCAAGUGUGUGAUAAUGUAGAUGGUUAUAAACGGAGCGUGCAGGUUCAUUCUUGAUUUUUUUUAACUUGUAUAACCUUUAACAUAAUAACCUGCAAAGCUCAAUAACACAAGCACAAAAACGAAUGAAAUAACCAACAUUUUAUGCCUAUAAUGGGGAAAUGGCUCAUUUUAGUGUUGAACACUAAAAAAUCACAAAUUUGACCAUUUACCUCAUAAAUUAAACCCUAAUAUUGCAGAAUGCAUGAUUUUAUUGUGUUACGGCUGAGAGAUUAAAAAAUAUUUAGUUAUAAUGAAAGUCAAUGGGAAUUUUUUAAAAAUCUGAUGCUAUUCAAAAACUAAUAAUGCGAUUAACUCAACAUUUUAGAUGAUCUUGUUCAUGCCCAAGACGGAUCUGAAAACAAAAAUGCCCCAGCCACCCAACAUGAGUUUUAUGAAAUAUAGCUAAUGUUUCAUGUAAAAAAAUUAGUGACUUCAAGUAAUGAAACUGGAAUUAAAGGGGUUUAAAUUCCUCCAUGUGACUGAAUGUUUGGUAGAUUCGUAAAGUGCUGAAGUGGUUUAAGAGAUUUAUGUAGAAAAAAUCAGAAACUAUCUAGAAAAGGAUACAAAACCCUAAAAUUCUUAAAAUUUGUCCACCAUAUUUAACCAAACCUCAGCGGACAAAAACAUCCAUCUCCAAAUACUGCUAUAAAAACUUAACUGACACAAACUGUUGGAUUUUCUUCACAGUGAAGUGCAGUGAGAUAAGUGGCCCGUGUUUUUAUUUUCUUUGUCUAUUUUUCUCAUAAAUGAAAACCUAAUAUUGAAGAAUGAAUAAUUUUACUGUGUCGUGGCUGAGAAAUCAUAAAAUGUAGUCAUGAUGGAAGUCAAUGGGAAAUUUUUGUGCACUAAGGUUACAAGGUGGGUAGUAAGUUUUAAAUCUGAUGCUACACAAAAAACUAAUAAUUUAAAAUAUAUAUAUGAAAAAAACAGUGACUUCCAGAAAUUAAACUGGAAUUUACAGGGUUAAAAUUCCUCAAAAUGAUAGAAUUUUUGGUAAAUUUGCAAAGUGCUCAAAUGAGAUUUAUGUAGAAAAAAUCUGAAAAAUUAAGUUUUAUAGCAAUUUUUGAACAUGGAUGUUUUAGUAGUAGUAGUAUAUUUUUUUGUUGUGUUCUGUUGACCUAUUAGAAUUAUUAUUAUUAUUUUUUUAUUGUGCCAUAUGCACCAACACACCCAAAAAUGGCAGUAAAAAAGAAAAAGGAAAAUGGACAAAAAUGGCCCUAAAGUUGCCUGAGGGUUAAAUCAUGUAAAUGCAUCUUUGACAGCUCAUAUAAAAAUGGUACGCUACAUAGAUUUAUUUGUUUUCUUGUCGUGUUUUAAGGCUGAGAUAAGCGCCCACUUUUUGUAUCAUUGAUUUGUUUUGUCAUGUUAUUUUUUGUGUUAUUUGUGAAAAUGUGAAGAGUUAAAAUAUAUAACAGAAGAACAUGUUGCUUCUCCUGCUGAGGUUAAAACCUGGACCAUUAAUUGUGAAGAACAAGACACCACCAAGGUUAAUGUGAACAUCUGUGGGUUCACCACCUACAGAUGUUCCUAAUAAAAACAAAAACUGGUUCAUUUAGAGCCAAAGAGGCCACUUGGAAACUUGACAAGUCUGGUUGUUGAACACAAUUUUUUUCUUGUAGACUCUAGCAGUUAAAUUAAUAAUCCUGAUUUUUCCAAACUCAAAAUAUCAAGAAGUUCACUAAACUUGCAAAAAGUGGUUUGAAAAUGUUGCCUUAUUUGUGUUUUUAGUUGAGUCUAAGCAACAGUUUUUACAGUGUAUAAUAAUCUAGUUUUGACUUUUUUUUUUAUUAUUUCUAGCAGAACAUGUGGCUGGUGAGGAACAGACAGUGAAGUGUAUCUAACAGAAACCACACAGUGAACAAAUAGUUUUUUUUUUUUUUGAAAAUACUCUAUAAUGUUCAUACAGCUGCUUUUAUUUUAUUUUUUUUUUUAAAUAGGAUUUUCACUGAUGAGUGAAGUUAAAACUCAAAAGGCAGACUCCUCUCAGCAUUGUACACAUACUGGCAGUUACAGUGAAAAAUAAAAACUAUAGAGAAGUUCCAAGAUACAACACGUGAUAAAAAAUAAAAAUGAACAAUAAUGAGUCGAGCUCUUAGAUUUCAGGCAUUCAUUCAUCAAGAAAACUAUAAAAUGAUACAUUACAAAGGAAGUCAAACCACACUGGAGCCCUUUUGGCAUUCUCAAUCACAGACGCUCCGACGACAUUCUUCUUUUUGUUUUUGUUUGUGUUUUUGAAUAAGCACCUAGAAAAUAAAAUUAAGUCCCUAAAAAGGUUGUUGCUACUUUGAUCCCUGGCUAUUGCUCUCGACGGUCUCUCACUUUGGGGGAAAAGGAAUCACAGAUUUGUCAUUCUACUAAAAAAAUAAAAAUAAUAAUUAUAAUAAUAAUAAUAAUAAUAACAAAAUAGCAGAUGAAGAAGAAGAAGAAGUUGAGAGACUUUUUCUUUUAACUUUGGAUCAACUCAAAUGUGCAGAAAUCUCCCAGGGAACAUAAGGUAGUAUUUUGCUUCCUGUUCUUUUUUCAUAAAGCAUUGUACAGUCACAUUAUUUACAUAUUCAGUAUAAUACAGCGCACUCUCUCUUUUUUUUUUUUUUUUAUUCUCAGUAGCUUGUGUGGUGCGGUCGAUGCAGUGCUUCCUGUCUCCCUGUGCUUCUGUGGCUAAUCCGUUACCAUCAUCAUCAUCAUCAUCAUCAUCAGGUUGGUUCAUGGCAGCCGUUAACUGUGACUGUGACGUUUGAGGGACAGAAGACGUUAUCUGGUGUUAGUGUUAGUCAGCUCUUGAACAGUGACUUUUCAACGGCGGCGAUCGCUGGGGGUUAAGUGUUUUGUUUUUUGUCGGGUUGUUACAGUACUGCAUCUUGGCGUCCGGGAGCGGAAGGGAAGCUUGACGGCAAAGUUUUGCGUUGGUGGUUGUUUAAGUAGGCACAUGGUUGAGUUUUUUUAAAGGUCGCAGGCGGACGCGGUUGCGCUUCUUUAGUCGAGGGGGGGGUUGAAUGGCUUUUUUUUUUUUUUUUUUUUUCCCCCGUGUGCGCGCGCGACCGCCUGCGACGAUGUGCAAGCUUUUUGUAUUGAACACAAAGACGUGCCUAACACCACGCCUCCACCUGAGGAGGGAGGAGAAGGGGGAGGAGGGGGAUGCAGCUCGUUGGGGGCGAACGCGAUUUAUCAGCCCCCAGUCGAAUAACCCGAGGUAACUCGAGGUUAAUCUGAGCACCUGUUGGCAUAUUUUCUCUGAGUAGGGCUGCUCAUGUAGGACUAUUUAUCUGGUCCCUAUACAUAAACAUAUAUAUGUAUAUUUUUUUCCUUUCACUUGAUUUAUAACUUGAUCAUUUCAAGCUUUGUGAAUGUGAUCUUUAGGUGAGCUGGAUAUAAGGGAGUCACCCCCACCCUGCCUGAAAAGGCUGCAGUCGAUCUGCAUUUUUUUAAAAACAGGAUCCGGGUUCGGCCUUUUUACGAGGAUUGUGACACGAUGGGCAGUUUUUGAGGCAAUGUCAUGCAGCUCCCACAUCCUUUUUUUUUUUUUUUUUUAGAACAUGGGGAUGUUGCUCAUUGACGGACGUAAUUGUGAGACAACAGUAAAAGGACGAGAGGGUGCGUCUGAGCUAAUGCACCGUGAUAACUGCUUUUUUUUUAGUUAUAA